UUGCUUGUAGGAUCCUGCUGAAAGGGGACAAUAUCACCUUGAUGAUGAACACUUAAGAGAGGGCUCAUUUCUUGGAUAUCACAAGCCCUCAUAUUUAUUUCCGCAUUGCCAUGGCUUCCACGGUUUCCUUUUCUCCGAGCCCCCGAGCUCAGUUCCAGCCCUCCUGGAUAAAGAGGAACACAAAACCCACACUAAAGCCACCAAAAAAUCUCAACUUUCUUUUUAUUUCAACCUCUAACUUCCCGGACUUCACACAACACCCUUCUAUCUGUUCUUCUUUUCCGCACAACCUUCGUCUGCCUUCCCUUAACACGUCGAUUUCGGUUCACGCGCCACCUUUGUCCGACUCGACAGAGGACAAUAUAGUCGAAGACCUGGAGGAUUUAUCAAAUUUGCAGACUAUUGUAAAUGGGUUCAACCAGGCAGACCCAAAGGAAUUCUAUAAACUUUCACCAAAUGGUGUAAAUCAGAUUGGGACCAAUGAAUCGAUUCGGAGAGUAUUUAUUCAGGACCCACCUUGGAUAACUUCACUAUUCAUGAAUAAUUUGUACAAGAGGGCGAAGACUGAGGCUCAAGAAGGUGAUAAGAAGAGGUAUUAUGUGCUGAGGAGGAGACAAAUUAGGGCAGAGACCGAGGCUUGGGAGAAGAUGGUGGAGGAAUACAAGGAGUUAGAUAGAGAGAUGUGUGAGAAGAAGCUGGCGCCUAAUUUGCCAUAUGUGAAAAAGUUGUUUUUGGGUUGGUUUGAGCCAUUAAGAGAGGCAAUUUCCAAAGACCAAAGCGCAGUUCGAUCAAAGAAGCAGAAAGCUGCAUUUUCGCCUCAUAUAGAUUCGUUGUCCGCUGAUAAGAUUGCAGUGAUUGUUAUGCAUAAAGUGAUGGCUUUGUUAAUGAUGGGACAUGAAGAUAGAUGUGUUCGCGUAGUUCAAGUUGCCGUUCAGAUAGGCAUGGCAAUUGAGCAAGAGGUUAGAAUACAUAGUUUCUUGAAGAAAUCGUUAGCUAGCCAACAAAAGAAGUUUGUUUCUCAAAACCCAGAAGACGUAAAUAAGGAUGCUGUGAUACUCAAGAAACGUGUUAAAAAUUUGAUCAAAAGGAAGAAGACAAUUGAGGUGCAAAAGCUGGUGAAAGAUGAAGAAGUCAAGCCUUGGGGACGUGAUACACAAGCUAAGCUUGGUUGCCGUCUGAUAGAGCUAUUGACAGAGACUGCUUAUGUGCAACCUCCAAUUGAUCAGUUAGCAGAUAGCCCACCUGAUAUUCGACCUGCUUUCAGACACUUGUUUAAGAUUUCAAACAAUAUCGGGCAAAAAAUUGUGAAGCGAUAUGGAGUUAUAGAGUGCGAUCCUCUUGUCCUCCAAGGGCUUGAUAGAACUGCUAGGCAUAUGAUCAUCCCUUAUGUGCCAAUGCUGGUACCACCAAGAAAGUGGAAAGGGUAUGACAAAGGUGGCUACCUGUUCUUGCCAUCUUAUUUAAUGCGGACUCAUGGUUCAAGGCAGCAACAAGAAGCUGUUAAACGAACGCCUCCAAAACAAAUGCACAAAGUAUACGAGGCCUUGGAUACACUAGGAAGCACCAAAUGGAAGAUCAACAGAAGAGUUCUAAAUGUAGUGGAGGACAUCUGGGCUGGCGGUGGUAACAUUGCUGGCCUUAUUGAUCGCCGCGAUGUCCCAAUACCUGAUAAGCCUAUCUCAGAGGAUCCAAUGGAAAUCAGAAGAUGGAAAUGGAGUGUGAAAAAGGCAAAGAAAAUUAAUCAAGAAAUGCAUGGUCAACGAUGCGACACUGAACUUAAGCUCUCCGUGGCUCGAAGAAUGAGAGACGAGGAAGGGUUUUAUUAUCCGCACAAUCUUGAUUUCAGAGGCCGGGCUUAUCCUAUGCAUCCUCAUUUGAACCAUCUCAGUUCUGACCUAUGUAGAGGAGUUCUUGAAUUUGCAGAAGGACGACCACUGGGAAAGUCCGGUAUACACUGGCUGAAAAUACAUUUAGCAAAUCUCUACGCGGGUGGUAUAGAAAAGCUGUCGUACAAUGAACGUCUCUCAUUUGUGGAAAACCAUUUGGAUGAUGUGUUAGAUUCGGCAGCAAAUCCUCUCAAUGGAAAUCGAUGGUGGUUAGAUGCUGAAGACCCUUUUCAGUGUUUAGCAGCAUGUAUUAAUUUAUCAGAAGCUUUGAAGAGCCCAUCACCGCGAACCGUCAUCUCUCAUCUUCCCAUUCAUCAGGACGGUUCAUGCAACGGACUACAACAUUAUGCUGCUCUGGGAAGAAACUAUUUCGAAGCAUCUGCGGUAAAUCUAGUUGCUGGAGAGAAACCUGCAGAUGUUUACUCUGAAAUUGCUUCUAGGGUUCAUUCUAUUAUGGAUAAAGACAGCCAAAAGGACCCUGACAGCUACCCAAAUGCUGUGUUGGCCAAGCUUUUAACCGGUCAGGUGGAUAGGAAACUCGUAAAACAGACGGUGAUGACUUCGGUUUAUGGUGUUACGUACGUUGGGGCACGAGAACAGAUCAAAAGAAGAUUACAGGAGAAAGGUCAUAUUACAGACGAUUCCUUGCUGUUUAAGGCAGCCUGUUAUGCUGCUAAGGUAACAAUGGCAGCACUAGGAGAGAUAUUUGAAGCUGCUCGUGAUAUAAUGGCUUGGCUUAGUGACUGUGCAAAGAUUAUUGCUUCAGAGAAUCAUCCUGUUCAGUGGAUAACUCCACUAGGCUUACCUGUUGUUCAACCUUAUUUCAAGAAUGAGCGCCAUGUUAUAAGAACCUCCCUUCAGGUGUUGGCGUUACAGAGAGAGGGGAAUCAGGUGGAAGUUAGGAAACAAAGAACAGCAUUUCCUCCUAAUUUUGUCCAUUCACUGGAUGGAUCGCACAUGAUGAUGACUGCUGUUGCCUGUAGAGAUGCCGGGCUACGAUUUGCAGGAGUGCAUGAUUCGUUCUGGACGCAUGCAUGUGACGUGGACAGAAUGAAUAAGAUUCUAAGAGAAAAAUUCGUCGAGCUCUAUGACCAGCCAAUACUCGAAAACUUGCUCGAGUACUUCCAGACGUCAUACCCCACCUUGACGUUUCCACCUCUUCCGGAUCGAGGCGAUUUUGAUUUACGAUCUGUUCUCGAGUCUCCAUACUUCUUCAACUGAAUUAUCAAAACACAUCUUAGCAACAAUGUUUGCCACUUGUUCAACCGCGACAUUCUUGACACUCUUGAACAGAGUCUUCGAGCUGUGUUCCGGAAAGAACCCUAGAACGAAUCAGUUCCUCGCGACUUCUGUUUCGAUUCAUGGCGUGGGUGUGAAGAUCUAGGGAGAGGAAUCAUAUGAUCUAGUUGCUGAUCACUAAUGGGUGGUGGGGAUUAAAGAUGAAGACAUUGUAUAGGAUAUAUCAUAUAUGUAGUUGUUGCAAGUGUUUGUGGUGGUAGUGUAUAAUAACAACAAAAUAUGGAUGGAGGAGUCUUUUGUAAAUACAAUUUUGAGAUAUAAUUUAAUUCAUCAUUUCUUUUAA
Molecule: messenger RNA, 3468 nt
Organism: Impatiens glandulifera
Lineage: Eukaryota; Viridiplantae; Streptophyta; Magnoliopsida; Ericales; Balsaminaceae
Product: DNA-directed RNA polymerase 3, chloroplastic
Exons: 17
Coding region: 111-3107 (998 amino acids)
Biological process (GO): mitochondrial transcription
Cellular component (GO): mitochondrial DNA-directed RNA polymerase complex
Molecular function (GO): DNA binding; DNA-directed RNA polymerase activity
Source: RefSeq, a predicted model, not a curated record